Messenger RNA from Xiphophorus couchianus (Monterrey platyfish), 1199 nucleotides. RefSeq names its product L-rhamnose-binding lectin SML-like. Gene Ontology annotation, molecular function: carbohydrate binding. The record is from RefSeq and is a predicted model, not a curated record. The coding region runs from base 614 to 994 and encodes 126 amino acids. The transcript is spliced from 7 exons. NCBI's taxonomy places the organism in Eukaryota, Metazoa, Chordata, Actinopteri, Cyprinodontiformes, Poeciliidae.
AUCAACUUUGCAUGACACUGAAAUUUGUCCACAAUCUGACAAAACUGAGAAAAAGCAAAUUCAGAAGGAAUCGUUAGCUCCAACAUGUUUCCAGAGAUAUUAGUAAGGUUUUAAAUAUUGAACUCAUCCAAGAGUAAAAUAACUGGGAUUUCAUAGAGCAGAUAAAGACAUUAAUGGUUUAUGAUUCCUGUAUAAAACCAGAGAGCAGAUGGAGACGGCUGACAGAAUCACGAUCCACAUCAAGGCCAAGAAUCUUUGUUAACAGAAAAUCCCACCUGGCUGCUGCAGCCAGUAACUAAAACCCAACUGGGUUUUUCCAUCCCAACAUUUUCAGUCUGGUGUACCUGCUAGCUGGGCUGGGGGCUAUAAAGAGGUGAUCAGUGAUUUAUCAACAGGAAUGAGGAGAAAAGGCUUCAGGUGUGACACACCCAUCACCAACCUGAACUUCUGGUCAGAAAACCUCAACAGGCUGAAUUGUUGCCUGGAUAAAGACAUUUUGUUCCUCUGUCAGAUCAUCAGUGAAGGUUUAUAAACCCUCCAUUCCCUGGUUGAAGGCACACUGCUGCUAGUGAGUCCUGCUGCUGCUGCUGCUUGGAUUCUUCAUCACAACAAGAUGAAAUUCGUCCUUUUUACUUUGUUCCUUUGUGGAUUCGUCCUGGAAAUCAAUGCUGGACGUCUUUUUCGAAAACCGAAAAUUCUUCGUGUGGCAUGUGAGGAAUCAGUGGCUGAAAUAUUCUGUGUAAAUGGGUCUAUAUCUGUGAUCAGUGCAACAUAUGGGCGCAGCGACCAGACAACGUGCUCCGAUGGGAUACCUGAUGAACAGACAGACAAAACUGAUUGUGCUACGAGGGCAGAUUUAGUGUUUCAGAUAUGCGAGGAGAAAUCAGCGUGCGCUGUCUUAGUCAGCAGCUCUGUGUUCGGAGAUCCCUGUGUUUCGACCUACAAGUACCUGGAGGUGCUAUAUCGUUGUGAAAUUCCAUUUGCAACUGAAUGAAGCGACGAUCAGAUCUGCUGUGCUGAGGAUGAAAUGCAUCAUAAUCAGUAACAUCUACAGACGUUGUGAUCCACUGAUGUGCAGCUUCAUCUGUCUUCAGUUUCUUUUUAUGUUUACUUAGCAUUUUAUUUGUUUUUCUUCUCCAAUCUUCAUCUUUUUUUGCUUCUAUUUCAACUUUCCUCAAUAAACCUGACUUGCGUUUACA